This is a messenger RNA of Porites evermanni, 431 nucleotides long. The record is from the annotation of a GenBank genome assembly. NCBI's taxonomy places the organism in Eukaryota, Metazoa, Cnidaria, Anthozoa, Scleractinia, Poritidae.
GGCCUUAAAACGUAUUCGUUCCCUGGUGCCUCGCCAAACCCUACUGAAAAUGUAUGAUGCCUUAGUCGCUCCUUAUUUUUGAUUAUUGCUCCGAAGUCUGGGGAUGUAUGGGAAAAGGUCUGUGUGACCGACUCCAGAGAUUGCAAAAUAGGGCUGGGAGAAUUAUAACAUUUAGUGAUUAUAAUACAAGAUCUGCGGAUAUCCUCCAAGACUUGAGAUGGGAUACCCUUGAGCAAAGACGCUCUAAACAGCUCGCAAUAAGUGUUUUUAAAUCUCUAAAUAACCUUUACCCUGAGAGUUUAAAGAACAUGUUUAAACCAACCUCUGGGGUUCAUUCCUACAACGUGCGAGGUGCCUCAAACAACAUUUUUGUACCAAGGCCCCGUACUGAAGCUGCUAAGAGGGCCUUUAGCUAUAGGGGAGCAGUCAUG